GAACAUGGCUAGCGCCUUGCUAGAAGAACUACCUAUACCAAUAGAAUUACUAACCGAAAUUUAUAAGUAUUUGCCGAGGCCUGACCGUAUGUCCUGCUCCAUGGUCUCGCAAAAAUGGAAGGAAGCCCUAGACAGGAGAGAUCUAUGGAAAAAUAUAAUCCUUCACAUUGACAAGGACUUUUUGGAACCCAGUACCAUUUUGCUGACCAACGAGUACUACCGGCACAUCAACUCUUUAGAAAUUGGCUGGGAGAAGCCACAGAUUCAGAAUCGCUGGCUGCCCCUGAAGAUACACGACUUGACCAAAAGAGUAGUUCGAUAUAUGUUCAUUUUAAAUGAAAACGGUGUUCAGAUAAAAUCUUUCAAAAUCUUUGAGUGGUAUGACGUAUAUCCUUUAAAGAAAAUCAUUUACCAUCUAGCGAGAUUCCUCAGGUUAGUUAAGGAUUACCACUUGUUAUUUUUCAGAAUACAAAAUGGUCUAAAAAAAAUAGUUUUCCACAACACAAAUUUGCCCAAAACAGAAUGCUUGAAAAUCUUAGAUGCUUGUUUAGCUUCAAAGCAUUCAGUGGCCUAUUUAGAAAUUCAUAAUUAUUUUUACAAUUUCAAUACGGCCUUCGACACAGUCGAGUUUUUGGGGUAUUUGCAAGAAUUCACUUACCUAAAAGAAUUGAAAAUGGAUUACUUUAUCUUUUGCGGGAGAAGAAUCAUCGAUGUAAUAGCCGAAAAUGGGAAAUCCCAUUUGAAAAGUUUGGAGAUAUUUUUUGAUGAAACUGACAUGCACAGUCACAUUAUCCCCGAUACGAAGUGGCGGAAACUGAAAAAGUGUUGUCCAAAUUUGAAGGUGUCGAUCACGAUAAGAAAUAUUUGUCAUUAUGAACAAAUUGAAUUCAUAUUUCUGAUGAAAAACAUACCCCUUAGUUCCUUUUCCAUGUAUACAGGCAAUAAAUAUAAUCAGAGGGUUAGUAGAAAUUUCGAAGAAACCUUAACGCAAUUAAUAAAAAAUUAUUAUAGAACAUUAGAAUUUGUAAACUUGGAACUUAAAAAUAACAAGGAGAUCUUAGAUAAUCUUCUAUUCCAAAUUAUAGACAAAUGUCCCAAACUUAAAAAAUUAUUCUUCGAUGGAAACGUAAAUGUGGAUAUGAACUUGUUUCAUGAAAUAUGUAAAUACAAGCAAAGCGCGAAAGGUCUUUAUGUAAAAAUAAUGCAAAGCAACUUUAAAUACAUGACCAAUCUUGUACAUAUGUUUUCCUAG
Molecule: messenger RNA, 1252 nt
Organism: Anoplophora glabripennis (Asian longhorned beetle)
Lineage: Eukaryota; Metazoa; Arthropoda; Insecta; Coleoptera; Cerambycidae
Exons: 7
Coding region: 5-1252 (415 amino acids)
Molecular function (GO): protein binding
Source: RefSeq, a predicted model, not a curated record